Molecule: messenger RNA, 1761 nt
Organism: Arachis stenosperma
Lineage: Eukaryota; Viridiplantae; Streptophyta; Magnoliopsida; Fabales; Fabaceae
Product: alpha-L-fucosidase 1-like
Exons: 3
Coding region: 138-1610 (490 amino acids)
Biological process (GO): glycoside catabolic process; fucose metabolic process
Cellular component (GO): lysosome
Molecular function (GO): alpha-L-fucosidase activity
Source: RefSeq, a predicted model, not a curated record
AUGACACACACUUUUUCUUUACUUGUUUCUUAGCUACUUAUCUUCAUCUUCAAGAUUCUUCAAUUCCAUCCUCACAACCAUAACAAUUAUAUAAAAAAUCUACAAAAAACAAACACAACAUAACCAUCAAUAUCACCAUGCCUAGAAACAGAACAGCAUGGUGCUAUUCUUUCUUAGUUACACUAUUAAUCAAACUCAGCAUUAUUUCUUCUUUUUCUCAUAAACUACCAACACCACCACCAUUGCCAAUUCUGCCACUCCCAUCAUAUUCACAGUUAAAAUGGCAACAAAGGGAGAUCAUAAUGUUCCUCCACUUUGGAGUCAACACAUUCACAGAUAGAGAAUGGGGAACAGGCCAUGAAAACCCUGCAGUAUUCAACCCUUCUGGACUCAACACAAAACAAUGGGCCAAGGUGGCAGCAGAGGCAGGAAUCUCAUUGAUGAUACUAACUGCAAAGCACCAUGAUGGCUUCUGCCUCUGGCCUUCAAAGUACACUGACCAUUCUGUCAUUAACAGUCCAUGGAAAUCUGGCAAUGGUGAUGUGGUUCAAGAAUUUGUUGAUGCUGCCACACUGCAAGGAAUCGAUGUAGGGAUCUAUCUUUCGCCGUGGGAUAGACACGAGCCGCGCUACGGCCAUGAUGUUGCCUACAAUGAAUACUACUUGGCUCAACUGCAAGAGUUGCUCAACAAGUACAAAAAUGUUAGAGAAAUAUGGUUUGAUGGAGCAAAGGAUCCAAAGUCACAGAAUGUGUCAUAUUAUUUCUCAGAUUGGUUCUCAAUGGUGAAGGAGUUGCAGAGUUCCAUCAAUAUCUUCUCUGAUGCUGGUCCUGAUGUUAGGUGGGUGGGAGAUGAAACAGGAAGUGCUGACUACACUUGUUGGUCUACCAUUAACCGAACUUCUCUAUCAAUUGGAGCCCCAAACAUCUCUCAAUACCUAAGCACUGGUGAUCCAAGAGGAACAGACUGGCUACCAGCUGAAUGUGAUGUUUCAAUUAGGCCAGGGUGGUUUUGGCACAAAUCAGAAUCACCAAAAAGGCUAAGUGAACUUCUUGACAUUUAUUACAAUUCAGUGGGGAGGAACUGUGUGUUACUUCUAAAUGUACCUCCAAAUACAACUGGCCUUGUAUCUGAUGAUGAUGCUCAUAGAUUAAAAGAGUUUAGAAAGGCAAUCAACACAAUCUUCAAUAAAAAUCUAGCUGAGGAUUUUUACAUUAAGGUUAGUAGCCAAAGGAGUGCAGAAUUUGGGCCAGAAAAGUUGCUAGAUAAGGACCACUUAUGGUCAUAUUGGGCACCAAGUGCUGAUGAUGGUGAAAAGGAUCACUGGAUUGAAAUUUGGACCAAUGAUGGAGGGUUGAGAUUCAAUGUGAUUAGGGUGCAGGAAGCAAUUGGACUUGGUCAGCGGAUCCAACGGCACGAAAUCUAUGUGGAUGGUAAAUUGAUGAUCCAAGGGACAACUGUGGGAUACAAGAGGCUUCAUAGGCUUGAUGUAGAUGUGGUGCAUGCACGUCUUGUGAGGAUUAAGAUCACAAAGGCAAGAGGGUUGCCCUUAAUUUCUUCUAUUGGAUUGCAUUUUGAUCCUUAUUGGCAUUCUAAGUUUACUGCCAACUGAAAAGCCAGAUUCUAGAACACAGUAGAAUGAAUGAAUACGUUGGAGAACAAUAUAAACAUGUGCUUCAAUUUAUUUUUAUUAUUUUAACUGCAACUUCCAAGUUCCAAUGUUGUCAUAGGCUGUUGAAAUUUGAAUAACAAUAAGAAAACAA